CGGUCCCGUCAGCAGAGCUCUGGCUCUACAGCGGCGGCAGCAGCGUCCUCUGGACUCGGGACGCGGAGUGAGCGGCGGCUCCCCAUCCUGCUUCCCACAGCACGGGCACGGGCAGGGGGGACAAGAACAACUUUACCUGACUCAUUUCGUGGAUCUGAGGAGCAGCACAAACUCCCCAAAACACACGAUCUUCUUCUUUUUCUUGUUUUUUUUAAAUGAGUAAGAUACUUUAGACAUGGCUUCAUCCGUGAGCGGCACAGAGGAGGUCCGGGUGUCGGCGCUGACGCCCCUGAAGUUGGUGGGACUGGUGUGCGUGUUUCUCGCCCUGUGCCUGGAUGUCGGGGCCGUGUUGAGCCCGGCGUGGGUCACGGCGGAUGAUCAGUACUACCUGUCCAUGUGGGUGUCCUGCUGGAAGCCCGUCAGCUCCGCGGAGUGGUCCUGCAACAGCACGCUGACCACCGACUGGCAGAUUGCCACACUGGCCUUACUGUUGGGGGGGGCGGCCCUCACCCUGCUCUCCUUCCUCGUAGCGCUGAUCUCCCUGUGCUCGGGCUCCAGGAGUCGCUGCUACAAGCCUGUGGCUGUCAUGCUGUUCUCUGCAGUGGUGCUCCAGGUGUGCAGCUUGAUCCUGUUCCCCAUCAAGUUCAUAGAGACAGUAAGUCUGAGGGUGUACCACGAGUUUAACUGGGGCUACGGCCUGGCCUGGGGGUCGACCAUCUUCUCUUUUGGAGGAGCCCUCCUCUAUUGCCUCAACCCCAAGAACUAUGAAGACUACUACUAAAACGUGUGAGACAAGAGGAGGAAUUGAGACUCUCUGUUUCACCCACUUUCCUCUCAGAAAUAGGAACUUUGUGUCUGUUACACAGUGCAUAACUACAGACUAAAAAAAAAAAAACAGAAAAUACAAAUGCUUAUUGUUAGUUUCAAGACUGGAAACGAGCUCCUCCAUUUGAUACUGUGAACUUGUUGUUGUCUCAGAGACUAUCCUCACUCAUUGGACCGAAGCCCCGUGCUGUCUCUCCCAGAAGGUUUGGCAGCAGACACGGCUGCGAAAAAGAACUCCAACCCAGCCAGUUUAAUUUGGGAGAGAAUGUCAGCGCUCAGAUAACACCGCGUCCCCUUUAAGUGGAACUCCAGUAGGUCUUUAAAUUUGGGCAGAAAAUCUGGAGGGAACAGAUGGAUUCGCUGACCCCAUACUGGGACGAAUCAAUGGACUAAUUAACCAAUCAGAGCAGAGAAUGAUGUAAACUCAAGCCAAUAAGGGAAGUCACACAUCCAGGGAGAGAAAUGUCCUAUUGAAGUUAUAGCAUGACAAAGUGAGGAAGACAGGGCACACCUAAGGAAAUGCUACAUUUCCCCAGAGUUACACUAGAAACUGGAAUUUGGCAAAGCCUUCUUCCUCCAGCAGAGUGUAAUAGAUUGGGUUAAAGGGUGUCAUGACGCUCCGAAAGAGUCGCUGUAUUUUCUUUUGUCCUAUUUAAAGCAUCAGAGAUACUGAUAAUAAACAGAAGCUACCUAAGGCAGUGAACACAUUCCACAAAUGAUAGCAUACUGGUGAGAGGUUAAUAAACAGCAGUCUAUCACAUGUAAACCUGCAGCAUAACCCAAGUUAUACCUUCUUUUUUUAAAAAUGGUUGUAUUAUAUGUAAGUAUGCACAUUAAGCAUAUUAAAGUAAUAUUCACAACAGGAAGACCAGUGGGAAGGAAGAUGGCAAAUGACCAUGUCUGCCGAGUGUGCACGCACGUCUGCAUGAUCAUACCACCCAGCAUGUGCUCACACAGCUCCCCAUGUGAUGCCUCCUUAUCUUCUCACCCUGUAGGAAAUGGGAAUGCUUGGUAGAGUAAACACCAGUAAGAAGACAACAAAUUUCAGAUAGGGAGAGGCUGUAGCAGAAAAUUAUUGUAGUUAUCAGAAAAAGUCAGUAUAUGUAGUUUUUGCAUCUAAAUUAAAGGUCCGUGAUAAAGUACUUUAGGAGAUGCCAGAGUGCUAUGUGCCGUGCAUGAGUAGUGUUACGAGGACUGUGAGAAUCAAGUAGAAAAUGGGAAGUUUCAUACCUGAGCGAGAGGUGAGACCUGUGGCGGCGGAGGACCUGCGGUGGUAAUAUCUGUCUUCUCAAACUUCGUUCGACAGGGUCAGAAACUUCUCCAACUUCCUCUGGCAACAUUAGUGAAAGUGAGAGUGUGUGCAUGCCACUACCAUUUGCUGCUGUGUUUCUGAUUCCCAGGGGUAUGAUUACUUACACAAUAAACAUGUACUGGAGAAAAA
Molecule: messenger RNA, 2266 nt
Organism: Epinephelus lanceolatus (giant grouper)
Lineage: Eukaryota; Metazoa; Chordata; Actinopteri; Perciformes; Serranidae
Gene: tmem47
Product: transmembrane protein 47
Biological process (GO): cell-cell adhesion
Cellular component (GO): cell-cell junction; membrane
Source: RefSeq, a predicted model, not a curated record